Molecule: messenger RNA, 2880 nt
Organism: Austrofundulus limnaeus
Lineage: Eukaryota; Metazoa; Chordata; Actinopteri; Cyprinodontiformes; Rivulidae
Gene: tomt
Product: transmembrane O-methyltransferase
Exons: 4
Coding region: 1972-2796 (274 amino acids)
Biological process (GO): dopamine metabolic process; catecholamine catabolic process; developmental process
Molecular function (GO): catechol O-methyltransferase activity
Source: RefSeq, a predicted model, not a curated record
UUUAGAAUAUCGAUACAGUAUCGGGAAAUGAAAUAUCGUGAUAUUUCAGUGUAUCGAUAUUUUCUUACACCCCUAGGAAAUUAUCACUGGAUGUAACGCUACAACAGAUGAACAUCACAUCUCACAGUGUUACAUAAAAUCACACCAUCUUUUACAAGAUAAUCAAACGGCUAUAGCUUAUUUUUUCAACAUCAGAUGAUUUGUCUAAAACUGUGACAUGCAAAUACAUUUCUUUUACGUUUGUAUUUUAGUGACUGCAUAAUUAUUUUAGGUUUUUCUAUAUUCAUGUUCUUGAAAACACAGUUUCGUGUCUUUUUCUUGAUCUUUCUGCAUGACUCAGUAAAAACAGAAAUUGGACUCCACAGACACACCUGUUAUAUCAGUUUCAUUCUGCCUCCCUCAGUCUAAGUGUCCCUGACACUUUGCAUAUCGUCUCACCUGUUCUGCAGAAUUUAGGUUUUAUACAUUUCGUCAAACACCAGAGAAUAUAGUGUUUUGUGUUUAACUAGCUGUUAUAUUAUUACAUAACUGGCAAUAAUUACAGCGUGUGUGUCGCUGUGCACGUGAAGCAUUAAUUAUUCAAACUGCAGCGUCCUUAUCCUGAACACACACACACUCAAACACACACACACACUCGUUUAUUUCUGUUUCUGCCUCAGCCAAAGUCAGCCCAAGUCCCUCAGCUCUUUAGUAAACAGGUGAGUUUGUUCGGCUUUUCCUUCCAGCAGAUAUUGUUCAGUGAGACAACAGACAUGUAGAGUCUGUUAACAUCUAAAGGCGCAACACUUUAUCCUCACGUUUAUUUUUAAGGUUUUAUUAUGGGCAUGUAAAUGUAAUUAGCUCGUGAAAAUUUCCAGUUUGAAAUUAGGUUUGUAAAGAUACCAUGCUAGUUUUUCUGUUUACACGUAUACUCGUAUGAACAAAUUUAUCACAGAAAAAUUAAUAAAGGAAAAAGAAACAAACCUCACAAGUCUAGAAAAUGGCUUAGCAUUUAUUGAGAUUAAUAAAUUGUAGAAUCAUUAAAAUUGAAUGUUUUUAAUGUCGUCUUUAACCUUUAUUAUAAAGAAAAGAUUCAUCUAAACCUUAGUGUUUUCCUUAUUGGUAUAUAAGAAACAAAUAACUCAAUAAACAAUGAAGCUUUUGGAUAAUCGGGUGUAUUUAAAUUUAAUUUGUUUGUAUGUUUGAUGUAUAUUCUCUUUUUUUAAAUAAAUUUAAAUUAAAACAAAAUUGGUAGAAUCUAGUCUUUCAGUAGAUUGUUGGCAUGUCUUUACUUUAAAUAAUCAUUGAGAGAGACUAUAGUUACAAAGUAUUUUUUAUGUGAAGUAUCAGGGUUUCUUCCUUGAAUCUGAACAGAGUGUCUGUUGAGUAAAAGCAGUUUGUUCAUUCUCAGCACUUUUAAAUCAACUUUUCAACCAGAAUUCAAGACCACUUUUAUAUUUUUAAUAUUCUAUAAGUUAGAGGAUCUAUGUUGCAUAACUCUGUCUCAUAACCUCCAAUUCUGUUUAGCUUGUUAUUUAUUUAGACCAGAAUUUCAUUUCUCUGAAAUCGUUAAGAUCAUUUGCCUACACUGCCUAUGCCACAGGACAGCCUGUGACAUAGGCAGUGUAGGCAAAUGCUGAGUGCACCAUCCAGCUCGGGGGCGCCACAAAUGGGGGAUGAAAAAACAUAUAUAUUUUACAGCUUUUUAUCAGAUUAGUUGUUUUAGUCAGUAGAAUAAUUAGUUUAUUCAGGUCUAUGAAGGUAAAUUGUUCUGUAGGUUUCUCAGCUGCUUUGCGGUGUAACAAAUUGUAAUUGUAAAUUAACAGUGAGAUUUAUAAAAUUGCACAAGUAGUGCCACGUGAAAUCUAGGGUGCCAAAUUAGCUUGGGCCGGCCUUGAUUUACACACUUGCUGUCCUGCUCCAUUGAAAAAUAAUCAGAUUUCCUUAAACUUAAUUUCAUGAACCACAAGGAUUAGUUUGUUACCAGAAAACAUGAGUAUACUGUAUACGACAGCUGUGUGUUGUCUCUGUGCCAGGAUGGUGUCUCCGGCUAUUGCUCUGGCCUUCAUUCCUCUCCUGCUGACGGUGCUGAUCAGGUACCGGUACUUCUUCGUGCUGUUCUAUCGGUCGGCUCUGGUCCGGAUAUGGAAGGACUGUACAACGGGUCUGAGCCGGGAGGAGCGCGCCUUCCAGUACGUUCUCACUCACUCCACUCCUGGAGAUCCUGACAGCAUCCUGGAUGCUUUUGAUUUCUGGUGCAGCAAGGUGGAGUUCAUCAGCAACAUUGGGCCCAAAAAAGGGAAAAUUCUGGACCGGCUGCUGAUGGAACAGAGCCCCCUGACUGUGUUGGAGCUGGGGGCUCAUUGUGGAUACAGCACUGUGAGAAUAGCCCGGGCCCUGCCCCUGGGGGCCAGGCUCUACAGCAUCGAGAUGGAUCAGAGGAAUGCUGCCAUCACAGAGAAAAUCGUCCGCCUGGCAGGUUUUGAUGACAACACGGUGGAGCUCAUCGUGAAUCCAUCUGAUGAGGUGAUCCCUCGGCUGAGAACCGACUACAACCUGGAGAGGCUAGAUUUUGUCUUCAUGGACCAUUGGAAGAAGUGCUACCUGCCCGACCUGCAGCUGCUGGAGGGCAGUGGUCUGCUGGGGAAAGGAUCCAUGGUUCUGGCUGACAACGUGCUGUUUCCUGGGGCUCCAAAGUUCCUCAGGUACCUGCGCAAGUGCGGCCUGUACGAGUGGAAGAUCCACCGAGCAACCCUGGAGUACAGCACGGGCAUCAAGGACGGGAUGGCUGAGCUGAUUUAUCAGGGAAUUAAAUAAAGUAGAAUAACAAAAGUGCAUUUUAAAGUGGACAUAUCGUGCAAAACCCACCUUUUUUAGCCAUUAAAUGCAUUUUAUUGUGGA